Penicillium cataractarum is the source of this 1572-nucleotide messenger RNA. Its product is annotated as YagE family protein. Lineage: Eukaryota; Fungi; Ascomycota; Eurotiomycetes; Eurotiales; Aspergillaceae. The transcript is spliced from 2 exons. Bases 1 to 1572 code for a protein of 523 amino acids. The record is from RefSeq and is a predicted model, not a curated record.
AUGUCUCCGGCAGCAGAAGAAGCUCCUCUAUUGCCUCAAGCAAAUCCGGCCUCACCGCGGACGACCAGGUCAUCCCGGUCGGUGACGUUCAACCCGCUGACGACAAUCAGUACCUACGGCGGCACCACCUCCUCCGAUCCUACCUUUCGCCCUCUUCAGACCGGCUCUCCUCCUGUUCAGAAUAUCAAUGCUACUGGAGGUGCUCCUAGACCGGGCAGUCAGCCCAUGCUCUCGGCCUUGAACAGCAAACUCCGUCGUCGAAACAGUCAUGGCGCUCCCUUGACUACGCCGCCCCCGGCUGCUCCCAAGAUCGGACCGCAACGUACAACCAAGAAAGCACAGAAGCUCAAGCUCCUCCCAGACCCGGUAACCGCUGAAGAGGAAGAGGGUUUCGAUGGAGAUUUCCCUCGGGACGUCUAUUCACAGAUCACCCGCAUCAAAGAGCCUGCAGCUCGCAGUCAUGCCGCUCGACUGGGAAAAGCCGACCGCGACCGCAUUCCACGAGUCACAGCAUACUGUACGGCCAACUCUUAUCGACUAGAGGGCGUGGUCAAGUUCUUGAAAUCCCGUGCCAAAACCCGUGGAGCGAACCCUAAGCUGUUCGACGAGUGUGUCUUCUCCCCAUUCGAUUACCAGUACGAAGAGAAGCAAAAGGGAAGCCGGUUCUUCCCUAGCGCAGGAGGCAAUGGACACCAUGAACGAAGAACAAGCGAGCGGAGAUACUCAGAUAGUGCGGUGGAAGUGGAAGAUAACACAAAAACCCGACGGGAAGAUCUCAUCGACUUCCACGACGAAGCUGGCCGUCCCGGUGAUGUCAGCUCCGAACAUGCAGUUUCUACUCCACAAUCGGACGAGGCCUUUGAGAUCGACACUACCAUUCACACCCCCGAGGUCUUCCUGUUCGACUAUGGUACCGUGGUGAUAUGGGGUAUGACGCCGGCACAUGAAUCCCGGUUCUUGUCUGAUAUAUCGAAAUUUGCAUCCUCAAUAUUGAGUCCGGACGAUACGCAGAUUGAGAACUUCAACUUCUACUAUGCUCGAGAAUACCAGGCAAGGAUAUACAAUGACUUCAUCUCUUUGCGAGAACCUCGAAACCACAUGAUCAAGCUGGCCAUCUCUCAUGCGUUAGCUCAGUCGGUCAAGACGUCACUCUUUGAAGACCUGGUGUCAGAAACCAUUUCCGACACUGCACCGCUACCGGCUCAAAUCGCGCAGACUGGUAGUGUCAACCUCACGCGUCGGCAGAUCAACAUGCAGAUUGGCGAGUUGUUCAUCCUGCGAAUCAAUAUUCACUUGCAGGGAUCUGUCCUAGAUAGUCCUGAGCUUUUCUGGGCGGAACCGCAGCUUGAACCCGUCUACCAGGCCGUCCGAAGUUACUUGGAAAUGGAUCAGCGUGUCAGUCUGCUUACUGAGCGAUUGGAUGUCAUUGCCGAUCUUCUAGCCGUGCUUAAGGAUCAAUUGACCCAUCGCCAUGGUGAAUAUCUUGAAUGGAUUGUCAUUGUUCUAAUUGCAGCCGAAAUCUUGGUCGCCGCCAUCAAUAUUGUCGUCGACUUAUAUGCAGGUGUCGACUAA